Molecule: messenger RNA, 1419 nt
Organism: Rodentolepis nana
Lineage: Eukaryota; Metazoa; Platyhelminthes; Cestoda; Cyclophyllidea; Hymenolepididae
Source: the annotation of a GenBank genome assembly
AUGCAGCAACUCCUAGAUGAACGGGCUAGUAAAAUCGAGCGCUACGAAACCAAAUUGAAAGAUAUAAUCGCAGCGUAUAAAAAAUUACAAAGUGAGAAUGAAUCGCUCGGCCAGCUUUUGCGUUCAUCGGAGCUCAACGAAUCUCACUUACGCCAAGAAUUAGACGAGAAGAGUAAGACUAUAAAUAAUCAGUCAGUUGAAAUUUCUGACCUUACUGACAAGCUCAAAAAUCUUGUUCUUGAGAAAAAUCGAUAUCGGGAAGAGGCUGAUAAAAUACCCUCCUUAAAUAGACACAUUGAUCAAUUAACUCGUGAUUUGGAAUCUGAGCAGACAAACUCAAAAUCUUUGGAAUUUGCCCUUAUCCAAGCUCAAGAACAACAUGAAAUCUCUACCCAACAUUUCGAGACUAGGAUAUCAGAUAUAGUUACCACUCUCCAAACCUAUCAAGAAAUUCACAAAAAUGAUACAGAAACAAUCAGCCAGCUUCGGUCGGAGAAAUCGCAUAAUCAGAAUAAAGAAUCAUUAUCGCCCCAGACUAUCAAACCAUCCCCCUCAGAUUUAAUACUUACGGUCUUGCAGAGUAGAGGCAAUGUGACCGAUGUCUCUGGAAGUGAUGAGCUUUUCGAUUAUUUACUUCAGUUCUGGCAAGCAAUCGUUGAGUCUAGUCAAAUUCAACAAUCCUCUCUUGAAAAGCAGCUCCUACAACGGCUAAAUUUACAGUACCUCGUUUCCAUUGAGUCGCUGGAAACUUGUGAAAAGGAAAGAGCUUUAUUGGAGCACGAACUUGAAGCUGCCAAGGUGCGCAUUCAGAGCUUUCAUGAUAAUACCAAAAAGACCACCACUUCUCCUCUUCUAACAGGCCUGACACCUAAGGAAACAUUUUUACAUGAAAAUGGUGCCAAUGGGAACGCAAAUAGACAAGAAUUGGAAAUACAACUUCGCGAAGCGCAAGAUCAUGUCAAGUUGCUGAGGAAGCAGAACUUUACAACACUUCUCGAGUUAGAAUCGGUGAGGAAGUCGAUGUUUUCGAAACUUGCUGCGGCCGAGAAUGAGGCUUCAGAACGUUUAGUAGAGGCAAACUCUCGACACGAGGCACAGUUAGCACGAAUGGAAUCCGAGGCUCGUCGAUAUCGUGAACAGACACUCAAUCUUCUUACAGAGAAGGAAGAGGAGAUUUCAGAGCUUCGAACGGCUCUCUUCCUUGCCAACCAAGAAGGUUCUUAUGCUGUCCCACCAACUUCUCGUUCUCGUAUCUCUACCACGCCUGUGACCUCGGUGAGUCUCUCCGAAGGAAGUUGUAAGGAAGUUGCGCCUGAUUCAACAACUCUCUCACCCGUUUCUGCAGUCAACUUUGAUGAAUCCUUUCUGUCUAAGAAUUGUGGUUUGGUGCAUUGCGCUGAGCGUCAUGGUCGAAUGUAA